GAGAAGCACAUAGCAAGAUAAUGAAAAAAACAGAAAGUCAAGGAAAGAAAAAGGUAUUAAAGGGAAAGGGAAAUAACACUUCUCGUGUGAUUAGCUCUACUGUUUACAUACAUACACUAGGCAGAAAAGAAAGAAGAAAGCCAGCGUCGGGCCUCAACUCUUGCCAGUUUCAGAAAAACACAGCACCGAUUUGGGCAAUGGCAGCGGCGGCCUCUAAGGCAGCCGACUCCUACAUUGGGAGUCUCAUUUGCUUGAUUACAAAGUCUGAUAUUCGUUAUGAAGGAUUUCUCUUCCAUCUCGAUGCUCUAGAAUCCACCAUCGGCCUUCGCAACGUGAAAUCAUAUGGGACAGAAGGACGAAAGCAGGAUGGACCUCAGAUAUCUCCCAGUGACAAAAUUUAUGAGUACAUUUUCUUCCGAGGUAGUGACAUAAAGGAUCUGCAGGUUAUAUCCUCACCACCCCCUCAAAGUACUUCAGUUGUUCCUGAUGAUCCUGCCAUAAUACAGUCUCAUUUUCCUAACCCCAUACCGUCAACCAUGGGCAUGACAUCUCCUGGUGCUGCACAAGUAGCAGAUGUUAGUACCAGUGCGCCGUCCAUACUCCCUGUUGCACCUUUCCAGGUGAAUCUUGCCCCGAAUCUGUCGCCACCAAGUUCUAGCCUUUGGGGCUCGCUUCCUCCUCCACCUGUAAAUAUCAAUGGGCCUGCUGUGCCUAAUUAUUGGCCUGGAUUAGUUGGGUCCUCAGGAGGAGUUUCUCAAUUUCAACAGCAACGUUUUCCUCCACCACCACAGAGUUUGGUUGCAUCCCUUCCCAUUCAGCAGCAAGCACAAUACCAAAAUGUGAAUGCAUCUCUAGCCGGAGGAUCUAGUUUGGCGGCACAACAUCACCCAUUGCUGCUGCCUAUUAGUACUGCUUCCCCAAAUUUGCUCCCCCCAAUGCCGUCAUCUGGGAAAUCCAAUGCUGAACAGCCUGCUAAACCGUUUCUUAAUUUGUCAUCUAUUCCAAUGCCAAAUAAUGCAUUCCGUGCUCUUCCAACUGUAGCAAUGGAUUCUGGCCCAAUAACGGUGUCUGCUCUGGAAGCAGAACUUAAUGUCAAUGCUAUUCUGGCUCCAGUAACUAAAGAACCAAGUUCCACCAUUAGCACUUCAGAUUCUUUCUCCACAAUCUCGCAAACUGUGCCAUCUAAUGUAGACACAAAAGAUGCAUCUCUCAGCAAUCUGUCAAGAUCAUCUCUCUUGUCACCAGAGGUGCUGUCAGGAGUGAAGGAUUCCUCAUCACCUCAAUCAUCGCAAACGUCAAACGCUGAUGUACAGACUGUUAAAGCAUCAGUAUCAGAACCUCUGCCUUCGGGGAGUACAGAAGAAACCGUGGAGUCAAUACCAAAAUCUACAACUAAAACAUUACAUGGAUCUACAUCAUCUCAUCACAAUAGAAGUCACUUUGCUCGGGGAAGAGAUGGGGCACAUCAAGCCACAUUAUCCACUCAUCACAAUAGUAGAGGCCACACACAGAGAGGAAAUGCGCCAAAAGGAGCUGCUGUAUAUACACAUCAAAGUUAUAGGAAGCAUGCAUCAGGAAGAGGAAAUGGGCUUGUUGGAGCUGCUCUACAUUCUCGUCAGAAUAAUAUGGGCAUGGGCAGAGGACAAGUGCCAAAUGGUGUUCCUCAACUCAAUCAUCGCAAUGUGGGAGGUCAAUUUCGCGGACGCGAAGCAAAGAAUUCCCAUUUGGUUAAAAGAUUCUCCGAGGAGUUCGAUUUUGAGGCAAUGAAUGAAAGGUUCAAUAAGAAAGAGGUAUGGGAUUUUCUAGGCAAGAGUAACAAAGCUGAAUCAGAUGAUGGAAUCGGGGAUGGGAAAGAGAUGGAUUACAGUGAUGCACAGGAUGAAGCUGGGGAUGGAAAUGCAAAACAUGAUUACAAGUCUGUUUAUUGUAAGGACGACUUCUUUGAUUCUCUUUCCUGUCAUACGCUUGAUCGUGAAUCUGGAAAAGUGAAGUUUUCUGAACAAAGGAAAAAAGAUGCCGAGACAUUUGGUGAGACUCAGAAAAACCAACGGGGUCGUGGCCGGGGAGCUCGCAUGCCAGGAGCAUCUCGAGGCUCAUAUCGUGGAAGAGGCUAUGACAAUGCACGUGGUGGCCGCGGCCAAGGACGGACUGUUUGGGGUCGUGUCACUUAAAAUGAGCUUCUAUGUGUGCCUGUGAAUGAUGUUCAGGAGGUAGAUAGUUGACAUCACCUGGCAAUAUCUAGUUAUAGUAAACUUUUAGUCAGGUUUAGCGUGACAGUAUUGUUAGUAUAAUAAACAAGGACAGAAGGGUAGAGUUUGCUGCUGAACACUGAGGUUCAAAGAUAAGCUAUCGUAUCCGGUGAUUGUAGGAGUAUGUAAUCAGUCACAACUGGUUACCUGAUGCAUAAACACCUUUGCUUUACUAGGAGAAACUAGUAGCAACAGUUAGCUGCUUUGAAUAAAAUCUGUCAUGAAUUUUGUGAAUAACAAAGCAUUGACAUGAAAAAAUUUAGAGUCUUGUUUUUGGCAGUGUUAAAAA
Nicotiana tabacum (common tobacco) is the source of this 2538-nucleotide messenger RNA. Its product is annotated as protein decapping 5. NCBI's taxonomy places the organism in Eukaryota, Viridiplantae, Streptophyta, Magnoliopsida, Solanales, Solanaceae. Gene Ontology annotation, cellular component: P-body. Gene Ontology annotation, biological process: P-body assembly; cytoplasmic stress granule assembly. The record is from RefSeq and is a predicted model, not a curated record. Gene Ontology annotation, molecular function: mRNA binding.